GGUUGAAAAAAAGGCGAACAUAAUAGAUUAUAUUUAUUAUUUCACGCGGGCGAAGUCGCGAGCAACAGCUAGUGGUAAAUAUGUAGAAAGCCUUACAUAUCACUGACAUCGACAUCAAAGUAAUAACAAUUGUACAAUAUAGACAUAACAGCUACAAUAAGGGAGGUUUACUAUUUUCAUGGAAUUAUUUCGUUACUUUUUAGUGUAUUACUUUUUUGAGAAUAUUUUGUUUUUAGUGUAUUUUGUCUUAAAGGAGGCUUUCGUCGCAGUUCAGUGCAAUUAAUCUACAUGUUGUUAACUACGUUAUGGUUAAAUUAACUAGCUCAUUAACUGCCGCCAAUCAGAAGUUAAUCAACCCAGUUUUUGUAUAUAAACCAACACUGACAUAACCGCAGAUACACUCGCAAAAUGCAACACAUACUGGUGCUGAGUGUCAUCGUUCUCCAUCAUGUCGACUCAUAUUCUUGUCGCACGGUCGCCAAACUUCUCCAACAACCGCUAGAGGGCGAUACCGAUGUCACAGAAUAUACCCAACUGAAGCAACGCGACCGAGAUAUCACCAGCAUAAUAAAACAAUUAUUAGACAGUUCAUCAGAAAUAAACAGCGAACAUCAUAAAGGCCUCGCAAAGUUAACAAUAGAACCAUAUAACAAAAAUAAAAAUAAAACUGCAUGGUCAGGAAAAGAUCCAUUGCAUUGGUUUGAUAAUAAUAAAAAAACAGUCGCACCGCUGGCAAUAAUUGUGACUAACCUGCCAGAAAUCACUAAAAUAGAAGACAGAGAUAAAUAUAAAGAAAGCAAAUAUUUUAUACAGAAUACAGAUGAAGUGAUAUCUAAUGAUUCUAACCAAGAGGUAAGAGGUAAUUCAAAAGAAACAUUCGAUAGAGAUAUGCAUCCAAACGCGAAACAUAAUUUAACAGAAGAUCUAAAUAAUAAUGAAUUAAUUGAGAACAGUGAUAUAGUAGAUCUCGACUUUUCCGGUGAAAGUAUGAAUAUAUCUAAUUAUUUAAAUAAACAAAAUAAUUCAGCGAAUACUGAUAUCGCUUGGGAAAGUCAAGAUUUUGAUGAGUUGGUAAAUAAAGAUGGAUCUAACGAAAAGAUAUACAAAUCUAUAGAAAUUGAAGAUAAAACAAAUGAUUUUAAGUCAGACAAUAAGGAGACAAUUGACACAUUUGAAGAUAAAUUAGUAGACAAUACAUUAAAGGUAGAUUUUCCAGACAACACUAUAAACAAACAAGAAGAUAAAACAGUAAAUGAAGACCAAGAAAAUUUAAUCAAUCUCUUAUUAGACAAUGAUUUGGAUAUUGUGGAAUAUCAUAAUAAUGACGUAACGAAUGAUCAUCCUUUAAAUGGUUCUAAAAUUAAUUUGAAAUUUGGACAUUCCACCGACGACAGUAAAAUAAAAACUUAUAAAGGUGACGAACGUAAAUGUAGGGAUCAUCACGGACACAAAACUCCAAUAUAUAAUUUAUCUUUUUUAUUCAAUAGAUAAAUCUGUAAAAUUCACACAAUCUAGAUAAUAUCCAUUUUAAUCAUAUUGUAAAGCAAAUAAAAACAUCACUACGCGAUAAGUGUUGUAAAACAAUAAAUAAAAAUACAUCAAAGCAUACAAACGUGUUUAUCUUGAAAGCAAUUUUCAUCCUUGUCUAUACAUAUGAAUUAACUAGCUAUUCCCAUGCGGCUUCAUCCGCAUGAAAUUAUGAAAAUUUUGUGUUAUUGUUUACAUUUGUCAAAUUAUCAAUAGCAAAUGUCAAACUGACUUGACAUAAACCUCGGCAAUCUUGCUUUAAUGUUGGC
Molecule: messenger RNA, 1796 nt
Organism: Papilio polytes (common Mormon)
Lineage: Eukaryota; Metazoa; Arthropoda; Insecta; Lepidoptera; Papilionidae
Exons: 2
Coding region: 409-1491 (360 amino acids)
Source: RefSeq, a predicted model, not a curated record